AUGGAGGAUUUAGAUGCUUUGCUGGCAGAGCUGGAGCUGAGCUCUCACCUGGAUGCCAAGGACUGUGUGCUGCAAGUGCCAAGCUCCAGCAAGCGGGAUCUGGCCACAGAUGAGCCCACAGGCCCCUGUGGCCCUGAGCUGCUCACCUCUGCAUCCCUGAAGGUGCAGCUGCCACCUCGGGGUCAGCCCCUAAGAGAGGAUUUGAAGACAGUCUACAGCAGCCCUGUCCCACAGCCACUGGUCCCCGUGCCCCCAGCCCCACCCACAGCGGCUGCCCAGGAGCUAGAAGAGCUCCUGGCUGACUUGGGCCACAUGCAGAGUAAGCCCUCGCUGGACAAUAUGCUUGGCAGCCUCACCCAGGACCUGCAGGAGCUGGGCAUCGCAGCCGCCCCUGCCGGCAUCUGUGCCACCUGCCACAAGCCCAUUGCUGGCAAGGUGACCCCCUUCACCCCCAUCCUGGCACCCCUCUUGCAGGUGCUCACGGCCCUAGGCAAAACCUGGCACCCUGAGCAUUUCACCUGUGCCCGCUGUGGGCAGGAGCUUGGCGGCCGUCCCUUCUUUGAGCGGGGUGGGCAGGCAUACUGUGAGGAAGACUACCACCAGGCCUUCUCCCCGUGCUGUGCCUACUGUGCCGGCCCCAUCCGUGAGAAAGUCCUCACGGCCCUGGACCAGACCUGGCACCCUGAGCACUUCUUCUGUGCCCACUGCGGGAAGGUGUUCGGAGAUGAUGGUGUGUCCUAG
Molecule: messenger RNA, 741 nt
Organism: Merops nubicus (carmine bee-eater)
Lineage: Eukaryota; Metazoa; Chordata; Aves; Coraciiformes; Meropidae
Product: leupaxin-like
Biological process (GO): cell-cell junction organization; positive regulation of substrate adhesion-dependent cell spreading; cell-cell adhesion
Cellular component (GO): cytoplasm; focal adhesion; cell-cell junction
Source: RefSeq, a predicted model, not a curated record